CAUGUGCAGGUCACAUGUGUCACAUGUGGACACUGUCACUGAUGCAAAAUAACAACAUCUAUCGACGGUGUUUUUCACUAAUGAUCCUUUUCGAUCUAUAAAAGGAAGACCAGAGAUAUGUUUUGUUACCGAUAAUCGUGUUCGCCAACCACUCGAAUCUGCAGAAUGUUUCCUCUAUCCAAAUAUUUGCUACAGAUAUGCAUAUCGCAUUUGUUUGUGGUAGUGCAGCUUAGCUCAGGUAAUUAUCUUCGUAUUUUUUUACGUAAAGAAAGAGUACGUGCUUUUGAUUAAAAAAUGUCAACUUUGAUGUUCUUGUUAUGUCAACUUUGAUGUUCUUGUUAUGUCAACUUUGAUGUUCUUGUUAUGUCAACUUUGAUGUUCUUGUUAUGUCAACUUUGAUGUUCUUGUUAUGUCAACUUUGAUGUUCUUGCCAUGUCAACUUUGAUGUUCUUGCUAUGUCAACUUUGAUGUUCUUGUUAUGUCAACGUGAGCUACAGCUUUUAAUUAUUGGUGCAUUGAAUUUUCAUUGAAAGCUUUACCUUUAUUAAAGCAAUUUUCAUCAUCAUCAGUGGUGCUACAGCCUAUGUAGGACGGAAGGAUGCCGAUUAUAUAUACAUCGUCGAUCCAUCUCAGCCUUGGGUGACCGGUGAGCCGUCUGCCCCUAGGCUCUCUGCCGGUAUAUCACUUUUGUUGCUCUACCCUCUGGCAUCCUUUCAAUAUGUCCUGCACAGAGCAGUCUGACUCUUUUCAUUGUUGCGACUAUGGGUGGGUCUUUGUACAAUUCGUACAGCUGUUGGUUUGAAAGGAUUCUCCAAACAUCAUUGUCUAUCGCUCAAUGGGCCAUAUAUAUUUCUGAGCAUUUUCCUCUCCCAUGCAUUGAGCAGGUUCUCUGUUUCUCUCUUAUAAGGGACGUGUUCAGUACACAAAACAAUCAUGGAUGAAGCAAAACUCGUCUGUUUUCGUCCGUGCUUUCUGAAUUACCAAAUUUUUUUCGGACUUGUACAUUUGGAACCUUCAGUUAUUUUAAAAGCGAAUACAAUUUUGAUUUGAAGUUUAUCCCCAGUAAAACAUUCUUUUCGAUUUGAAGGUGGGCAUCUAUAAAAGAAAACGAAAGAUGUUACAUUUCAAGGUUUUAUGUAUUUUUCUUUCAGCAAAUUCCAUUAUGUUGCUUACAUUUUUGUUAACAAGCUUCAGGUUACAUAGUUUGGAAGUUUGAACUUUAUACAACGAUAUAACAUCUUGGACGAUAUAAUAGGAAAAAAGCAACAUAAUCAAUGUGUUCAAUUCAUCUCGUACGUUAGUAAUGACCCUUGUAUGGUUCAGCUUUAAAUAAUAUCAUGCAUCUUUAACACCCAGCUGUGAGCUUUGGUCCAAUGGAGUCCAGAGGACAAUUGACCGAUCCUAGAAUCUACGAAGCUUCCGGGCUCGCCAUCAGCAGAGUUCAUAAAAACAUUGCUUACACCCACAAUGAUAAAGAUGGAAUCCACGAGGUCUUUGCUUUUGAUAUCAAUUCAGGCAGCACAGUAAGUUGCACACGGUAGUUAAUACUAGGAAAACUUUUUAGAGGAAUUACAAUAAUCACCAAACCUGGGGUUUUCUCUUUGCAUUUCCUUUGUAUCGAAAUGCAACAUUUCGACUGCAUGGCAAUUUAACACUUUGAUUGUGAGGACAUUACAAAUUUGUUUGAUUUGACAUUUAACACGCUGUUUGUGUGGGCAAUUAACACGUUGUUUGUAUGGACAUUAACAGGCUGUUUGUAUGGACAAUUAACACGUUGUUUGUAUGGCAUUUAACAGGCUGUUUGUAUGGACUUUUAAGACGCUGUUUGCAAGGACAUUUAACAGGCUGUUUGUAUGGACAUUUAACACGCUGUUUGUAUGGACAUUUAACAGGCUGUUAGUAUGGACAUUUAACACGCUGUUUGUAUGGACAAUUAACAGGCUGUUUGUAUGGACAUUUAACACGCUGUUUGUAUGGACAUUUAACAGGCUGUUUGUAUGGACUUUUAAGACGCUGUUUGUAUGGACAUUUAACAGGCUGUUUGUAUGGACAAUUAACACGUUGUUUGUAUGGAUAUUUAACAGGCUGUUUGUAUGGACUUUUAACACGCUGUUUGCAUGGACAUUUAACAGGCUGUUUGUAUGGACAAUUAACACGCUGUUUGUAUGGACAAUUAACAGGCUGUUUAUAUGGACAUUUAAGACGCUGUUUGUAUGGACAUUUAAGAGGCUGUUUGUAUAGAUAUUUAAAAUUUUGUUUUUAUAUAUAUUAACACUUUUUUAUGUCUGGACAUUUAAACACUUUGUUUGUCUUAACAUUUAACUCUUGGUUUGUCUGGACAUUUAACAGUUGGUUUGUCUGGAGAAUUAACACUUUGUUCUUUUGAAAUUUAACACUUUGUUUGUACUUGAUAUUUAACACUUUAUUUGCAUUGACAUUUAACACUGUGUUGGUAUUGACAUAUGGCACUUGUUAGUAUGGCCAUUUAACACUUUUUUUCCCCUCGGAUAUUUAGGGUAAAGAGAGUAAUGAAAGGAAAGCCGAAGUUAAUGGACGCUCAAUACGUAUUGCACAACACUCAACAGCCACUGAGCCAAACACUAUUUGUAAACAGUUAAAAAUAAAUCAUUUCUAUUUUAUUCACUGCGAUUCUCACCGUGCACACAGUAGAUGCUUAUUCUUUAAUUCCCUAAGGUGGCCACCCUUCUCAUCAACAAUGCGACCAACACGGACUGGGAGGACGUGGCUUACGGCCCUUGUUUUGAUGACUGUAUCACCAGCACUUGCAGGUGAGCGCUGGUAUUGUAUAACUUGUUACUGUUCUUCUGUUAAAGCUACUCAUUAAAACGGUUCUUAGCUAAGAAAUGGAUGAAUAUUCUCACUGGGCAUCGCCACUGUGAGCCAGUGCCGGAUUACUGAGACCUCUACGCAUUGGAAACUUUAUCUCUCUGAGUUCUUAACUAAACAUUUCCCAAAAUGUACGAGCGCCGAAAAAGCAAAAAAAAAAAAAAACCAUUAUAUUCCUUUUGAUUCAUGUAUUUUAACGUUAAUCCAUUACACUUUUACCCAUUUAUCUUUGGAUCUACUUUUUUUUUCUUUUCAUGGAAACUUUAUCUCUCUGAGUUCUUAACUAAACAUUUCCCAAAAUGUACGAGCGCCGAAAAAGCAAAAAAAAAAAAAACCAUUAUAUUCCUUUUGAUUCAUGUAUUUUAACGUUAAUCCAUUACACUUUGACCCAGUUAGCUUUGGAUCUACUUUUUUUUUCUUUUCUUACGUCAAGGAAUGGAAAUAUAAAUUGAACCCCACCGGCCCACUGUAAAUGGCAAAAGGCCAAAGUUAUUUACACAAACUGGUUGACUUGCAACCUCAUCAAUUCAUAAUUCCGAAAACAUGUCCUGUUGGCUUAUAUAUAUAUACUAAUGUUGUUAUUUUCUUGAAAAAUAUCUUUUCAACGUAUGCUCUUUUAUUGCGUCAUAGCUUGCCUGAUGGGACUUAUUUAUUAUAUCUUUCCAGUCAUUUUUUUUCGCCAUACUUAAAAAAAUAAAUUAUGGCGUCAUCAAAAGACUUCGUUUGAUCGAAGGCCGCGCAUUGAUAAUUAUCGUUCUCGGACAAGUGUUCAGUCUGUGUUGUCCCCUUUUGUCAUAAUUCCUCCAUUAAUUUCAUGGAGAUGGAUUUCAUAGACGCCUAAGGGUCAUUUAAGCAAGCUCACUUCACUUACGUUCAAAAUAACAUAAAAUUCAAUUGGUCUCAUUUUCUGCGGCGUCCCUUCCUACUUCGUCUUUAAGUUGAUCUGGAACUGCCGCUGUUGACAGACUCUAACUCCACGGAUGACAAAAUUUCUUACCGUAGGCGCAAAGACAAGCUGGCAAGAAUGCGUCCAGUAGCCUAGAACAGAUUGCUGGUAAAGUCACUGGGUUUAGCAUUAAAAAAGUCUAAGAUAAUUCAUUAUGUAAGAAUCGGUCACCACAUUAUUGAAAAUAGCCAUACGUUUAUGUGCUUUGUCAACAAUUCCUCCGGCGAAGAAGAUGUUGAAAUAAAUGUGCGUUUGCGGGUUUGGGCGUGUCACAAAAUGUUUGAAGGUAAUGGUCAUAAUUGGAUCCAAAACACUACAGUUUUAUGACUGCAUCAAAAACGUAUGUCCUCAGCUGGCUUUAAUGUCAGCGAGACAUGGUAAAUGACAAAGAAAACAGCCCGGACAUCAGAGGUAAUUUAUCAGAGUCGUCUGAUGAGGAUCAUGGACGAUGAUCUGCAGUAAUCACGUAAAGAGCAAACAAAAAAUCCUAAGAAUAAGCUGCGCGCUUAUUAAUGGCGCGAUCGUUUCCCUGCCGACAAUGACAUUAUCUGACAUAUCUUCCGCCUGUCACAAGAGCCUAUGGACGAUACAAAUGAUGAACGCUUCGGCCGGGAACCUUCCUUCACACAGCUUGAACGCAGCCCUUCAUUCAUUAACCUUGUAUCGUGUACUAGGAAAUAAAUUGUAUCCUGUACUGACAGAAAAGUUCAUUCUGUGCUCGCAAAGAUUUGAAAUAGGACUGGUCUCUCAUGUCGUAAGUCUUUAGUGUACUCACAUAAAAGUGAAUUAUUUUUGUUUGUGUUCUCAGGUAUACACUUUACUCACCACACAAUGACGGGUUAUUCUAGGGCAGUAGUUCUCAACCUUCCUGAUCAUGUGACCCUUUAAUAGAGUUCCUCACCUUGUGGCGACCCCCCAGCCACAAAAUUAUAUCGUUGCUACUUCAUAGCUGUAGAGCAUAUGUGUUUUCCGAUGGUCUUAGGCGACCCCUGGGAAAGUGGGUCGCGACCCACAGGUUGAGAACCGCUGUUCUAGGGUAUGAGUAGUUUUCAUUCAGACACCUCCGGAAGAUUUUUUGAGUCCUUUGUUAUGUUAUAUAAUGAUUCCCGUUAUCUUGACCUGAAUAUCCACAGUGCACAGACGACGCCUACCAGGUACUGCAUUUACAUAGCAGACGUUGGAGUCCACGUGGCGAAAGGCACUGAGAACGUGAUCUACGCCAUCAGGGAGCCCUUGACCUUGCAAGACGCCACUGUUGAUUUGGUGGGGUCAUUGGCGUUCAAGUAGGUCCACUGUUUUUUUUUAUCUUCUACUGGUUUGGGGGGGGGGGGGCUGCAAUGCCUUGUAUUGACUCUAUAUGUCUUUUUUUCGCGUGAAUUUGUUGCUUACGAUAGUGGGUUAACGGAUAAGAGCACAUUGGGGGGGUACAAGAUCUUCCCGGGGAUUUUUUUUAUCUUCUACUGGUGUGGGGGGGGGGGGGCUGCAAUGCCUUGUAUUGACUCUAUAUGUCUUUUUUUCGCGUGAAUUUGGUGCUUACGAUAGUGAGGUAACGGAUAAGAGCACAUUGGGGGCGUACAAGAUCUUCCCGGGGAUUAUAGUUUUAAAAUACAGCAUCAGAUUGGCAUUGCAGUCUUUCGUAGACAGAGUGAUAUAAGACUUUCCCUUCCACCCCCCCUUUUUUUUCCUCAAUUGAUCUAUCUGACGUAGAUAGAACUUAAGGGAAUUUUAAAAAUCAAAAUUAAUUAUUUCAGUCUUUAAAGGAAUAAUUUAAUUUUCUCAAUUUGAUAAGUUAUAUAUUUAAAUGGCCAUGUAAUAAGUAUCGAAUAAUAUAUCAAUUAAUAAAAUUCAGGUCACGUGUCUGGUACUAUUGCCAAGAGAGAUAAACCUUCGGAAUAGGGUAGAAAUUAGGGCAAACAAGGUGGUGCAGCCUUAAAAAAAGUUAUGGGCAGUGUAAUUAAAGUGACACAACACGUAGUCAAAUGCAGAAAAAAAAUUGAAACAUCAUUGUAGCGAAAAAUUCAAUGAAGAAAUUCAGACGCCAUUUUCUGUAAAUUUUAAUCACCCCAAAAAACCAAAAAAACCGUACAAAUCUGACGAGUUUGCAAAGAAGCAAUGUCGAUCAUUUACUAAUGCCAGACAUGUGGUUUAUGUGUUAAAACAACCGUUGUGGUCAGCAGUGGCGGGUUCAAACCCUUUCAAAUGGGUUAAACCAUUUUUAAAAAAAAUACUAAUUCAAAUACUAAUCAUUUAUAAAAUAUCGAUAAUACACUGGUUCUUUGGGUUUAAAUAUUUUAAUUUCUUAAAAUUAAUUUUUUUUUAAAAUUUUAUCGUGUACAACAAAAUCUUGGGCCAAGAACGAUCCAAUGCGCGAGGGAGAGCAUGAGAUUUUGAAGUUUUCCAAGUGAAAAUUCUAAUCGCUCCAUUUUGACAACAGAAAGUCGAAGGCAUGGGUACAUUUGCACAGGAAAUAGGGGUGUGAUCUCAGCGUAACUCAACCCGUCGCUUCGUUCGUGGGUUACACUCAUGUUUGCAAUGUUGCUGUUCUUGUCGCACGAGCCAUCAGUUCAAUGCCAGAAUUUCAACCCCACCCCCACCCCCCAAAAAAAAAUAAUAAUAAUUUUAAAAAAAAAUUAAUAAAAAUCUUUUUCGUUUUCUACCAACCAGCUGGACAGAAGUAAACGCAGAGACCCUUAUGAUUUCACCAGGUGGUCAGCUUUUCAUUAUGUCCAAGGUGUUUGGUGGUCGGGCUUUGUUUGCUGAGAUUCCUGCUUCUGGUUGGAACAAAGACAGGUAGACGUUUUAAAAAAAAAAAAAAAAAAAAAAAACUUAAAAAAAUAAUAAAAGGUGGUCAGCUUUUCAUUUAGUCCAAGGUGUUUGGGGGGCGGGCUUUGUUUGCUGAGAAUCCUGCUUCUGGUUGGAACAAAGACAAGUAGACGUUUUAAAAAAAAAAAAAAAAAAAAAAUACUUAUAAAAAUUAUAAAUGAGAACCUGUGGAAACUCGAUAUAUAAGUACAAGAUGCAUCUCAUUAAAUUAACACCUUACGAUUUACAAAUAUUUCUUCAAAAAGUUUGUAUGCUUAAUGUUUUAUGCAUAAUUCGACUUUCCAGCGCAACGUGGCUUGAUUUGAAUAAUGCUGCCGUGUUUAAGAUAACGACGAACAGCAAUGAUCCUCUAGGGGGAGACAUCUCACCCAAUGGAAAGAAUGUUAUAGUUGUUGGUGAGGAGGGCAUUUAUUAUCUCAGGUGAGUCUGUAAAGCUACCAGGGGUUCUCCCGUUUUAAUAUUGAGAUCUCUGUGGCUGAGAGUCCGCAGCAUGGCUUAUAUACCACCUAUGGAUUAUAGUCCGUAGUAUGGCUUAUAGUCUGUAGUAUGGCUUAUAGUCUGUAGUGUGGCUUAUAUACCAACCUAUGGAUUAUAGUCCGUAGUAUGGCUUAUAGUCUGUAGUAUGGCUUAUAGACUGUCCAAUGGCUUCUAGGCCGGAGUAUGGCUUAUGGACCGCAGUAUGUCUUAUAUACUAUCCCAUGGAUUAUAGUCCGUAGUAUGGCUUAUAGUCUGUAGUAUGGCUUAAAGUCUGUAGUACUGCUUAUUGUCUGUAGUAUGAGUUAUUGUCUGUAGUAUGGCUUAUAGUCUCAAGACUGGCUUAAUUGAACCGUCCCUUUGGCUUAGUGCCCACAGUUGGCUUAUCGCCCAUCACAUGGCUUAUAUAAUGGUAAAUGGUUCGACCAUCGUAGGGCUUAAAAACAGUUUUAUGGCUUAUAGUCCAUUGUUUGGUUUACAGCAUGUCUUAGAACUUAUGGUCUGUCCCAUGGUUAUAGUCUGUCUUAUGGCUUAUAGUCCAUUAUCUGUUUUAAUUGUGUUACGGACUAAGGACAUUUCAAAUCUUCAUUAACGUCCAGGGAAUGGGGUGUUGAAGAAAAGGUUGUGGACUUAUGUACUUAUUUAUGUUUGAGUACUUAUGUGUUGAGUAAUAGGUAAUCUCCUUUCUAAUUCAUGCAGUGGCUACGCUUAGACGCCUAGGUUGUGUCUUCUGUCUUAAUACGUCUUCUGUUUAUUACGAAGCGCCUAUUUUAUUAUAUAUAGACGCAAUUAAUGGCUGAAAUUUCGAGACUCUUCAGGAGUGGGGCACAAAGAUUUUGGUACCUCGCUAAAGUUCAUUGCAAUAAUUAAUUCACAGAAUUCAAAAAGUGUGUAAUUUGAAGAAGGUGUUCACUAAAUUUUGCAUUAGAUUUUUUUUUUAUUCUUACGUCAGUGAGUUAUUUUGAUGUGGUGAUGUAAUUUUUUUGAAUGCUGAUGUGCUGCGAGUGGACAAAGAGCCAACAGCCAAGCAACUCUGUCAUUGUGUAUUGUGGCUGCUCCUUUUGGAGUUGUCUGUGGGCUUCAGUUGUUUUUGUUCCACAAAUUCUCCUAUAUAUCUCCGGGCCAGGUCUCAAAAGAUUCCUCCCUUUUUUUUCCACCUUUCCUGUACAAAUACUGUGAUAAUAUAUUGUUAAACAUAUUUCUAUUUAAAUUAAAAAAAAAAAAUUGAAAAAUAAAAAAAUGUUGGGUGGUAGUUCAACUGAAGCUGGUACUGGACAAGCUAAAACUAGUUGACACAAAUUUAUAUAAUACAGAUUCUUCUCUUCCCUCAUUUCAACUGGAGCUGGUACUGGACACGCUAAAACUAGUUGACACAAAUUUAUAUAAUACAGAUUCUUCUCUGCCCUCAUUUCAACUGGAGCUGGUACUGGACACGCUAAAACUAGUUGACACAAAUUUAUAUAAUACAGAUUCUUCUCUGCCCUCAUUUCAACUGGAGCUGGUACUAGACACACUAUAACUAGUUGACACAAAUUUAUAUAAUCCAUAAUUUUUUCUCCCCCCCCCCCAGUGUCCCAGACAACGAUUACAUCAAGGCAGUGAAAAACAACGUGCCGAUUCAAGUCAACACGUACCAGAGGGUCAACAACAGUCAGGGCAUCGCAUGGUCACCGGAUGAAAAGGGUUUUUACGUGCUAGCUGAAGGCAGGAAUAGCACCCUGUAUUUUUACUCGUUCGAUGAAUUUGGACUUAUCGUUGGUUAGAUAUUAAAAUAUGGAUCAAAGAAUCACCUUGUUAUUUAUGUCGUUGAAUGGAAUAAAAUUGAUUAUAAAAUUUAAGGAGCAAGUAUAUAUAUUUUUUUGACAUUAACUAUA
Lymnaea stagnalis (great pond snail) is the source of this 8964-nucleotide messenger RNA. The record is from the annotation of a GenBank genome assembly. Lineage: Eukaryota; Metazoa; Mollusca; Gastropoda; Lymnaeidae.